Molecule: messenger RNA, 5836 nt
Organism: Clupea harengus (Atlantic herring)
Lineage: Eukaryota; Metazoa; Chordata; Actinopteri; Clupeiformes; Clupeidae
Gene: mdm4
Product: MDM4 regulator of p53
Biological process (GO): protein ubiquitination; negative regulation of apoptotic process; regulation of cell cycle
Cellular component (GO): nucleus
Molecular function (GO): ubiquitin-protein transferase activity
Source: RefSeq, a predicted model, not a curated record
GUUGAUUUAUGUGUUACCAAUUUUCCAGACUAAUAUUUUAACCAAAAUUAAGCUUUUAAAUAUGGUCUCAUGAUUUCAAGCUGGUGGUAGACAAAGCACAUGAUAAUUUCACUCAAACUCAACAAUAAAUAUUGUGCCAAAAAUGUUGUACAACAAUAUGUUUGUUAAAUGCCAUAUACGCCAGUUUAUAUCAUUCAAAUAUAUCAUAUCAUAUUAAAUACCCUUCUUAAUAUGCAGUGUUUGCCACAUUGCACAAGUGUGUGCAUUUACCAGGUAUGCCAUGUUGUCUUUUAAACUGUCUAACUCUAAUGUACUGGUAUUUGGGUCUUUUGAUACAUCUGCGACCCUAAGAAGUCUUGUACAUUUCACACUGGUGAAUGCUGUGGAUAGCAUUUGCAGCAUUACUUAAACUUUAAAAAAAAAAAAAAAAGUUGUUUGUGAAACAAGGCAGAUAACCUGCGUUGUCAGUGAGAAUUUCGCAGACCGUUACGACUGUUUUCACUUCUGAAGCCUGAAUCAGGGCAUUGUCCUUACACCGGAAAUAGUUAUCUUACGACCAUGUUUGAAUUUGAUAUGACACAGUGCACAAACGGUUGGCACAAUUGAUAGCAAAGUCCUUAUAGACCUCCCUUAUAAUGUCUCUGUUGAUAACCAAGGAUUUAUAGCCCAUAUCGAUUCAAGAAUGACCUCGUUUUCAACGAACCCGUACUUGGGGUCAAACCCCUCAUGCAGGAGUCUACCAGGAGAGGGAAGUCAGGUGCAGCCCAAAGCCCAGCUCCUGCAGAUUCUUCGUGUGGCAGGUGCCCAGGAGGACGUGUUCACUCUGAAGGAGGUUAUGCACUACCUGGGCCAGUACAUCAUGGUGAAGCAGCUGUAUGACAAGCAGAGGCAGCACAUAGUCCACUGUCAGGAUGAUCCUCUGGGAGAGCUGUUGGAGGUGGACAGCUUCUCCGUGAAAAACCCCAGCCCGGUGUAUGAGAUGCUGAAGAAGAAUUUAUUCGUCCUUAACUGUGCUGAUGCAGCAAAGAAUCUUUCUCUGGGCAAGGAUUCUAGUGAAGGCCCGAGCGACGAUCCUGGUCAGGUCCCCAGCAGCGUGUGUAGACUGGGUCUGGGUCUCGGCAUGUUUGGAGGCGCCGGCGGCUGUCCCUCGCAGACUACCUCCCAACGGAGGCCACGAGAGAUGGAUGAAGACUCAUUAGAUGGCCUACCAAGAUCAGCGUGUAAAAGGCCAAAGCUUGACGUCACACUGGAUGAGUGGGACCUGUCAGGGUUGCCCUGGUGGUUUCUGGGUAAUCUCCGUAGUAACUACUCCCGCAAGAGCAAUGGCUCCACCGACAUUCACACUAACCAAAUCUCUCCCGGGCAGGAGGACGACACGGCCAUCGUGUCGGACACCACGGACGACCUGUGGUUCCUGAACGAGGCGGAGAGCGAGCAGGUGAGCGUGGAGAUGAAGGAGGCCGCGCUGGAGCAGGGCAGUGACGCAGAGUCGCCCCCCGAAGACGAGGAGGGCAAUAACACCAGUGCCACCAAAGACAAGGAUAAAGAGAUGUCCGAGGAACUAGAUGAAGACUCUCAGUGUUUAAGUGAUGACACAGACACAGAGAUAUCUGUACAGGAUGCCUGGCAGUGCACAGAGUGCCGGAAGUUCAACACGCCUCUGCAGAGGUACUGCGUCCGCUGCUGGGCUCUGCAGAAGGACUGGUACCGUGGCUGCCCUCGCCUCGCCCACUCACUCUCCGUCCCCGACAUCCCAGCAUGCAGUGGGCGCCCCCGAAAAUGCUCUGGAAACCAGGGACAAGAUGACGAGGAUGACGAUGAGGAUGAUGAGGAAGGUUUGGACGUGCCCGACUGCAUGAGGACCAUCUCUGACCCAGUUAUCUUACCCUCACACGUGGCUGCGCGUGACUGCCCACUGCCCCCCUCAGCGAAGGGCAAGGGCCCCCGCCGGCUGCCCCCCUCAGCCGAGGCUCUGUUUCAGGAGCCGGGUGAGAGCUCGGAGGGGGACAGCCAGGAGGGGCUGCUGGACGAGGAGAUGGCGUCGCGUCAGAAGGACCUGCUGGAGCCGUGCAAGCUGUGCCGCGUGCGCCCGCGCAACGGCAACAUCAUCCACGGGCGCACGGCCCACAUGCUCACCUGCUUCCCCUGCGCCCGCAAGCUGCACAAGUUCCACGCCCCCUGCCCCGGCUGCGGACAGAUCAUCCAGAAGGUCAUCAAAACCUUCAUUGCAUAAUCCCUGGAUGUUUUCAUCUAGAUUACCUUGAUCCUGAUUUGUUCAUUUCAUUAAAACCCCUCGGCCUGAUUGGCUGUCUUUGUGAAGAUUUCAUCCACUGAUUGGCUGUCUUGAUGAAAGCCUUUAUUCACUGAUUGGCUGUCUUGAUGAAAGCCUUUAUUCACUGAUUGGCUGUCUUGAUGAAAGCCUUCAUUCACUGAUUGGGCUCUUUUCAUAAAAAUCAUAUUGUCUGAUUGGCUCCUGUUAUGAAGACCCCUCAAUGCCUUCAUUGGCUGUUCCAUGAGGAUCUGUGUUGCCUACAUUGGCUGUAUUGAUGAAAGCCUUCAUUCACUGAUUGGGUGUCUUGAUGAAAGCCUUCAUUCACUAUUUGGGCUCUUUUCAUAAAAAUCAUAUCAUCCGAUAGGCUCCUGUUAUGAAGACCCCUAAAUGCCUUCAUUGGCUGUUCCAUGAGGAUCUGUGUUGCCUACUUUGACUCUUCCAUGAGGAUCUGUGUUGCCUACAUUGGCUGUUCCAUGAGGAUCUGUGUUGCCUGCAUUGGCUGUUCUCCAUGUUCCUUCCUUUAAACUUCACACAAGAAGAAUGUUUUUCUUUCUUAUUGUAUGGCAACCAGGCUGCAAGUUCAACCCUGACAGUUCACUAACUGAAAUCCAAAUUGUUCUGAAUUGUUGUACAGGACUACAGACUGGUGAACAGUGUUGCCUCCGACUGAAUUUCACUUUUGAUGUUUUGUUUGUUUGUUUCACCAACUGCUGCCAUUCAAAAACUAGCUAAGAGGAACCAAGACAGCAGCUGCCUCUUGAUUGGUUCUGGCAGAUUUAGGUCACACCCGGGCUAGAUCCAUGCUGUUUACAGCUGCUAUCCGACCUUAAGAAGGUACCAUACAAGCAUUUAACUAAGACUUCUGAAGUAUUCUCUAGAAAAGCAUUCAGUGCGCCAGUGGUCUCUACCGUGUGUAAUUAAUGGAAGCAAAUCAAAUGAAUGAAUGAAAGAAAGAAAAUUAGAUGCUAAUAAGGGAGGCCAGCUGAUGUGUAUUAGAACCUCACAGGUAUAUAUGUGGAAAAUGCUCUUAACAACAGAAGUAUUUAUUGAUCUAUUUAUUGGGGGGGGGGGGGGGGCAAUAUGUAUAUUCUUUCAGACUGGUGUUAGUCUAGAUUGAAGUAUUUACUCAAGUUACAUGAUGCAAAAUGCAGUUUGUAUGGUUAAAAAAAUAAAUAACAAUACAUGUGAAGCUGUAAAGAGUAUAUCUGCUAAAAGUACAUAGAAUGUUUCCAUGAGAAUAAGAUGCUUUUGUGUGUCCACUGCCCUGUGUAGCUCCUUGACCUGUGACCUUUACAUGCUCUCUCUAUGUCAGGUCUCUAUUAGCUGGCGGUCGAGUCACACAGACUUGGUGCUGGCCAACAGGUGACUCCAGGUAUGAUGAAUCUGAACUCUGACCUCUGUCCAGGUGUGCCAGACCUGCUCUCUGCCUCACACUGCAGUGCCGUGGCUGCAAGAUUUUCCCAUCAGGCCUUGCUUUUCCUUCCAUUACCUGUGACUGGUUGGCUUUGCCUUUCGACCUGUAGCCUAUGUCUCACGUUUCCAUGGAAACAUUUGUCUUUGCCUCUGCUGCUCUUCAUAAAGCGUGUGUAUGUAAAUGUGUAUAUAUAUUUAUAUAUAUAUAUAUAUAUAUAUAUAAUAUAUAUAUAUAUAUAUAUAUAUAUAGGUACACACAUAAGAGGACCUGUAGUCGGGUACUUAGUGUAAAGAGAUUCCUGCUUGUCGUCUGGAUGUGACGACCCCCCCGCCCCCUCGCUCUGCCUCCCCAGUGCCUCCUAAUGCAGCAGCCUCUCUGGAGAAGUGAAGUGUGUUUGCUGCUUGUUAGCCGCCAUUUGCGGUGCCCACAUUUUUUUUUCCCCUUUUGUCCUCCCUGUACACUUUUGAUUUUCCACCCGUUAUAUUUCAGUUCUUGUUGAGCUAAUGAGUUUGCCUUCUGAUGGGUUACAUCAUACUUCAUGCAAUCAGCAAGCAGGCAGGUUGUGCAGGUUUGUUCUGACUUGUAAAACAUUGAUGUGGUGCCUCACAUGUGUAGAUGAAGGGGGCUGUUGUGAGCUGAUUCUUAACUAAUAAUUCUUGUAUGAAUAAUUUAUUUCAUUUCUUAUGAGGCUGUUAAUUGUACUGUGCAAAUUGAGUUCAGUUUAAGUUUGAUGAAUUUUUGUAUUGUUGGGAAAAUGUUUUGACCAAAUUCAGAAUUUGUUCAUGGUGUUGGAGUUGUUUGCAUUGGGUGGUGACAUGUUAUGACUGCAAACAGCAGUGCCUUGUUAUAUGAAGGGGUUCUGGCUGAUGCUCAGCCCUGAGCUUGUCUUCAGCUCUCUCCUUUGACUGGAAGAGGGCUCUUAUGAAUGUUACAGAGCCGUUUUAGUGACCUGGAAAACGACGUCACCAUGAAGACCGCAGAAGAAGAAGCCUCUGGAGACUUCUGGGUUGCCAAGUGUGUGGCAUUAUUCCCCCAGUGGCCCCUGGUCAGUGUGAGGGGCCCAGUCCUCCAGUUCUUAUUCUCAUAGGGCUCCUCUGGGGAGUAGAUCAGUGCGUUGCCAGAUCUUUGGGGUGUGAUUCCUCUCACUGCUUGUUUUUUGGAGCUUUGGGAGGAUCCCACCCUCAUGGGCACUAGUGCGUGAAGGGGCAGCAGAAGUAUUACUGGCCAUUUGGAUCCACACACACAUUCACACAGAUGCUCACACAUACACAGAAACACUCACUUGCUCACACGCGCACACACACACACAGAUAUAUGUCAGUUUAGCUUUCUCUUUGAACUUCUCGGUUGCCAUCCACUACGCAGACACAAAUGCGCGCACACACACACACACAAGUCGACAUUGUGGUCAGAAUCUGACUUAACAGUAGGGAGCCUUUUCAUUUGCUGUGUGGGUGAUUAUUAUUCUUUCAGCAAAGUGCUAGAUGAGGAGGACAACUGCACACUCUGCAAGGCUGCCUUUUUAGGUUCUGUGUUGUAAAUACUUUUGUUUGUCUGUCUGUUUGUUUGUUUUUGUUUUUGGAGCGCUGUGAGCGUUUGUUGAUGUGGUUUAGGCACUUAGAGCUGUGAGUGUUUGUGUUGAUUGAUUAAGGCCUAGCAGCUCACCUCUGAUUCCUCCCCCUGUGGAGGGGACUCCGUACUCAGCAGCGCCCGCACCAGAGCCAACCAUUAAAAGCCCAUUUCCACGUGGCUGAUGACUCGGUCGCGUCGGGACUAGACCUCGUGUGAAUGGGUUAGAACCAGACCGCAUUAGAACCGGUCCACAUUAGGGGGCCUUUUGGGUAAAAGCACUGGGGAUGUUGCUUCAUGGUGCAUAGCAACGUGUAGGACCAUCGUCCAUUAGUUAGUUAGCUGUUAGUAUUGAUAUCGCUGACUUGUACUACUUUGGAGCACUCUCUUCCCCUUGUGUUGGUCGCUAUGGGUAGCGCCAUUUUAUUUUGUUUUUAUUUGCUAAAGUCACUGCCGUGAACAAUGUUUGUUUCUGUUUAUUAUUGUUGUUAUUAUUAUUUUGUAAUUAUUUGUCAUAGAUUGUUUAUACAUUCAUGUAGAUAGGAAUUAUAUGUGAAUGUUAAAUAAACUAAGUUAAAUCA